AUGAACCUCAAAAUCACCUUCAUCUUGGCGGUUCUGCUAAGUACAACUUCGCUAUCUGCAGUAGCUAGGCAUGACUCAUUCGAAGCCUCAUCAUCUGAGAAAAAUAACGACAAUGGUGACAGAUCCUUUUAUCGAAGACCUGAGUUUGGCGACCAUGGUAGGAUUGAGGGGAUGUUUGAUCCAGGAUUUGAGAUUGUCGAGCAAAACUUUGAGAGUGGUGGUGGAGACACCGAGUUAGGGUGGCCAGGGACUGAAAACUGGCGGAAAGAUAGGAUUAUGGCAGAUACCGACGGAUCUUGGUUCCGAGAUCCGAGCGGAGGUGAAUAUGGAUCUUGGGCCGGAGGUUUUAACGGAGGGUACGAUCUUAAUAGUGAAUCUUGGGCCAGAGGUUUUAGCGGAGGGUACGAUUUUAAUGGUGGUUCUGUCGUUUGUAAUCAGAAAGGGCCUUGUUACAAGAAGAAGCUUACCUGCCCUGCUAAGUGCUACACCUCUGUUACCAAAUCAGGGAAAGGUUUCCACGCCAGUGCAAGUGGCGGUGGUUGCACCAUGGAUUGUGAGAAGACAUGCAAAGCAUUCUGUUAG
Messenger RNA from Hibiscus syriacus, 582 nucleotides. RefSeq lists its product as uncharacterized. Bases 1 to 582 code for a protein of 193 amino acids. The record is from RefSeq and is a predicted model, not a curated record. The transcript has a single exon. NCBI's taxonomy places the organism in Eukaryota, Viridiplantae, Streptophyta, Magnoliopsida, Malvales, Malvaceae.